AUGGUCGAUAUUCAGAUGGUAUGUGAAGACGAUGUUACAAAGCUCCGACCAAAGUUCCCGGGAUCCUGGUUGACAGCUGACGUUGGAAUUCAAGCCGCCGCUAACCAAAUCCAGGUCACGGCGGAAGUAACCGAGGCUUGGCGGACAGGGAUAACGGUGCAGAUUCCGCCCAACAUGCUGGAUUUUUAUAUUCGGAUAUUGGGACUUUCGGAAGUAGCUGGAAGAGUGUUCUCCAUUUUUACAAUGAUUAAAACUAAGAUCCAGGAACAAUAG
This is a messenger RNA of Morchella sextelata, 273 nucleotides long. RefSeq lists its product as uncharacterized. The transcript has a single exon. The coding region runs from base 1 to 273 and encodes 90 amino acids. The record is from RefSeq and is a predicted model, not a curated record. NCBI's taxonomy places the organism in Eukaryota, Fungi, Ascomycota, Pezizomycetes, Pezizales, Morchellaceae.